This is a messenger RNA of Micropterus salmoides (largemouth bass), 6860 nucleotides long. RefSeq names its product solute carrier family 2, facilitated glucose transporter member 1-like. Gene Ontology annotation, biological process: response to insulin; monosaccharide transmembrane transport. The transcript has 11 exons. Lineage: Eukaryota; Metazoa; Chordata; Actinopteri; Centrarchiformes; Centrarchidae. The record is from RefSeq and is a predicted model, not a curated record. Gene Ontology annotation, molecular function: hexose transmembrane transporter activity. Bases 463 to 2055 code for a protein of 530 amino acids. Gene Ontology annotation, cellular component: apical plasma membrane; basolateral plasma membrane.
CGCAUGCGCCCACGCUGAGCUGACCAACUAACCGAAUAAAGGCUGUAACCAUAAUAGGACAUGGACGCCGACAAGUCUCACGGGAUGCGGUGAUGAUGCACAAGAGUCACGGAUUUCUGCACGUAACAGCGGAGGGGCGUGGCAACGUCACGGCUUCCCAGCAACCCAGUUUUCUAAUUGGUUGAUGGAGAAGACGAAAAGAAAUAAUAAAAACAACUACGUGCGGUUCUCCUCGCAGCUCACGUAGGAGCCGAAAUACAAGAGAAAAGGAGGGUGGUACUGCUACGAAAACCGACUGCUGCAGCGCACACAGUUUUUUUUGUCCGGCCCGGUAGUCACGACAGCUUUCAGCACCGGCGGGCGGGUCCUGCAAAGCCUUUAAAUACCACCUGAAGAUCUCCUCUCUGCAUCCUUCAGUUGGAGUAAAAUUAUCCCGGUGAUCGUCCAGCUAUAUUUCAGAAGAUGGAAGGGCAGGAAAAGCAAGUAACAGGUUAUCUCCUCUUCUCCUUGGCCACCGCUGUCAUCGGCUCUCUGCAGUUUGGUUACAACACAGGAGUCAUCAAUGCUCCAGAGCAGAAACUACGAUCUUUCUUCAAUGAUACCUGGGUUGAGCGUUAUGGCGAACCCAUCAGCCCGGGGGUCUGUACCAUCGUCUGGAGUGUCGCCGUCGCCAUCUUUAGCGUGGGCGGCAUGGUGGGCUCCUUCAGCGUGGGCGUAAUGGCUAACAGAUUUGGCAGGCGUCGCUCUAUGUUCCUUGUAAACAUUCUGGCUGUGAUUGGCGGCCUCCUCAUGGGCUUCUCCACCAUCUGCUCCUCCUAUGAGAUGGUGAUCGCCGGUCGCCUGGUCAUUGGCCUGUUCUGCGGUCUCUUUACCGGCCUGACUCCCAUGUAUGUGGGCGAGGUGUCACCCACUCCCCUCCGAGGAGCCUUCGGCACUCUUCAUCAGCUCGGUGUGGUGGUGGGCAUCUUGAUCGCUCAGAUCUUUGGUCUGGAGGGUCUGCUGGGCUCAGCAAAGCUGUGGCCCCUGCUGCUGGCCCUCACUGUGGUUCCUGCUGUGCUGCAGUGCAUACUGCUGCCCUUCUGUCCCGAGAGCCCUCGCUUCCUGCUCAUCAACCUUAAACAAGAGGAGCAGGCACGCAAAGCACUGGUGCGUCUGCGUGGCAGUGAGGAUGUGAGUAAAGACCUGCAGGAGAUGAAGGAGGAGAGCGCUAAGAUGGCCAUGGAGAAGAAGGUGACAAUCCCUGAGCUAUUCCGCUCGGCAGCGUAUCGUCAGCCCCUCCUCAUUGCCGUCAUGCUGCAACUCUCCCAGCAGCUUUCAGGAAUCAAUGCUGUGUUCUACUACUCGACUGGGAUCUUUGAGUCAGCCGGUGUAAAAAAGCCCAUUUACGCCACCAUCGGCGCCGGCAUUGUCAACACCAUCUUCACAAUCGUUUCUCUCUUCCUGGUGGAGAGGGCAGGACGAAGGACUCUGCACCUCUUGGGAUUGGGCGGAAUGGCGUUCAGCGCUCUGAUCAUGACCAUCUCCCUCCUGCUGAAGGACAUUCCAGCUAUGAGCUACAUAGCCAUCUUUGCUAUCAUGCUAUUUGUGGCUAUGUUUGAGAUGGGCCCCGGUCCAAUCCCAUGGUUCAUUGUGGCCGAGCUGUUCUCCCAGGGGCCCCGCCCGGCAGCCAUGGCUGUGGCUGGCUGCUGCAAUUGGACGGCCAACUUCCUGGUUGGAAUGAGCUUUCCCAAACUAGUGGAGUGGUGUGGACCUUGGGUCUUCCUCAUCUUCACAGCCUUCCUCAUCCUCUUUUUCAUCUUCACCUACAUUAAAGUCCCAGAGACGAAGGGAAAGACCUUUGACGAGAUCGCCUGCAGUUUCGGCAACGCCCCGCCUCCCACCUCCUCAUCUGUUGAGACCCCUCCUGCCAGCGCCAGCACCGCCGUGACGCUUCCCGCCUCACCAGUCAAGGAGAAGGUCCCACUGGUAGAGGCGGCAGCAGCAGUUCCACCUUCCGCAUCUGAAAGCACGCCCCUUGAAGAUAAAUCUAACUUGACAGUGCAGGACAGUGUGUAGAGCAGCUGUAGAUAUGUAGGUAGUAAUGGGUGAAGGGUAAAUUGUAGUUAAUUAUUACACAACAAUGGAACAAUAGAAGCUAUGUCAUUUUAUAAUACACUUACUGUACAAUAGCCUUAUCAAUUUAAAGGCUUUUACCUUUAAAAAGUCAUACUUUCUGCUUUUAAGGUUACUCCUUAGACAUUUUAUUUUUCUGUGACAUUUCUUGCAAUUCUUUCUUUUAAAACCUCCCUUAACUGUGAAAGGGAAGCAAUUGCUAUACAAUACUAUGGUUUAAAUCUACUGUACAUUCCUAGGAGAUCAGGUCCAUGUAGUGUGAAGUAGGUGACGUGGAUUGCAAAGAUGCAUUUUUUGAUUUAUUCACGUAUUCCUUAUAGUGGAUAUUUUUCGUGCAAUAUAACUUUGUAGCUGUAGUAGUUUCGUCUAGUAAUAUUAAUUUCUCAAUUUUUUUGGAAAUGUUCUCAAAUCACGCUGAGGUCUGAGAAGGGAUCCUUUUUGAGCUCUGCCUUCAGCUGUUGAAUAUGAGCUGAAAAACUGGAGAGCUUUUUUGCAAUGCCAAAGUACUGAACUUUAAUUACCACUGGGUGAACAUGUGACCUCAAAUGUGUUUCUUGUGGUAGUUAAAUGGGGAAAUUAGCAGCAGCCACAGGUCAUGCAAAGUUUAUUAAAUCUGAAAGCCAAUUUGGUGGUUAAAGCAAUAAUCCCAAGUUUAUUCAACUUUCAUUAGCGCCACCUUUGUCUUGUCCUGCUUGUUCCAAACAGACAAAAUUUCCUGUUUACGUGAUAAUUUUGUUGUUUUAUUCAGAUUAAUUUAUUGGCACAUAUAUAGAGGUAAUAAUAUAUUAAUUAAAACUUGUGGAUUAUUGCUUUAGUGGGGUGUCUUUUAUAUUGGAAAAUGGUAAAAUCUUGACUGUGGCUUAUGGUAUUUAGGACUUGCUAAUGGCUGUGGCCUGUGGACAAAAACAUGUUGAAUUGGUUACCACAUGGAAUGUGCAAUGUAUAUUUUUUUUGGUUGAAAGAGAAAAUUAUUCCCAUAGAAAUAGAUUUUUGUAUAACAUAUAGAUAAUAUAGAUAUGUAAGUAUAUAGCUAGAUUAUAAAAUUUAGAAUCGUAAUGCUUUCCAGACUAGCCAGAGAAAUGAAAAGUUAAAUGAGUCUGCAGUGAGCUUUUCCUCCUGUCGUGGAGUAAAUCUACAAUUGACUGAGAGUUAAACACCAUAAAUCUCAUUUGUUGCUCUCUAUUUAGAUGCACUUUGUUAACCAGAUAAGCAGCAAAGUGAGCAUUAGCACCACAAUCACUGAUAUAGAAGCCAUUAAGCUGAGAAGUGCUUUACAUCAAAUUAACAGAAUGAUAAUUAAAAACUAUUUUUACAUGAGUGAUUGCGCAUGUCUGAUCAAGUUGUUAUUAGAAUAGAUAAGAGUUCUAGAAAAUGUGCAAUCAAAAAAGAAACUUGAACCAAUAAUAUAUAGGCGCUGAUAAUGAAUAGAGGCAACUAAAGGGGGAAGUGCUAAUAUUGUAUGAACAACGGGUAAACAACGUUUUAGUGGAAGACAAAGUGUCCUGAAUGGUUCCUGUUAUUUGAUUAGAAUAACCAAUUUUUUUAUCAUUUCAUAUUUUCCCAAAGGGGGAGAAAUAACUUCUUUGACUACUCACUUGUGUUGACUUCUAUAAUGAUUUGAGAAAAUAAUUUGGGAAUUAGUUUUAGUCCGGUUAAGCCAGUUUUUCUUUAAAAUGGAAAUAACAUUUUGGAGUGAAAGCUUCACAUGUGCUAACACGUUCCAUAUGUGCUAACAUGACAUCUUCUUGUGAUCCAACAUGAAGAACGUUUUAAAGCUAAAAAUCCUUUAUGACAUUUAAAGCCCAAAUGCACUGAACGCAACUUUUGAGUCCCAAAUAAUCAGCUGAACUCUGCUCAAAUGAUAAUUGCACUUUUCAAUCUUGCCAAGAGCAGUAGUAGAAACUAUAUCUUCCAACAUGGAAAUACCUAUUUAUACCUACCUAUACAUACAAAAACAUACUCGUUUGUCAAAAUCAAAAUCAGCCCAGUGUGUUUCUGGCUUUAUUUGUCGGGUCCAAACUCUGUCUACAUUGUGACACUUUGUCUAAAAGGUUAGCUAUGUUGUCAGCCUUUACAGAUGUUGUACAGUAUGUUUGGUGUACAAGUACAUUACACAAAGUAUAUUUUCUAUUUUCUGUAGUGACUGUGUGAAUUACUGUCUUUGAAAAAGCUUUGAAAAUUACUUUUUCAACUACAGUAAUUCAUGCUGCACUUUGAGAACAUAUUUAUUUAUUUAUGUAUUAUUUAUUUCUUGGCUACACUGGAAAGAUAUUUAUCUUAACAAGUGAUUUACACUGAAGUGUAACAUUUGAUUCGAGUGGUAUCUGCCUUGUUUUAAAAUACUGACUGAUAAGCUGAUUUGAAAACAUGAAAAUGUGUCACUCUGCUGACAUUUUUUACUUGUCUUACUAAGCCUGGAAGGGUCAGAGUUUGUUAAGAUGAACAUUUCUUACAGUGAGGGGAUAGAUUAUUGUCGGAGUCAUGGCUUUGCUAUGUAUUGCUGUAUUUGUGGAUGAUAGUGACGUACUGUGUUUGCCCUGGGGGAGGUGUGUGGUAGGCUACACUCCCCGCAUGGUAGUAUUCAGUGUUGUAUUCAACGUCUCCUUUAGGGUCCUGCUUCUGUCCGUGGCUAAACCUACACUACUUCUUCAAUAUGGCACUAACAUUGACCUUGACCAGACCUGAGUCUAAUAUGAAUUCUGAGUACUUUCUAUAACUCAGCUUGCCUAGUCCGGUUGGCGCUUUGUGAGAUCACAAUUUGAAAUACCUCUGAGAUUUGUGCUUGUCGCUAUCCUUUUUGUCAUCCUGAGCUUUUCUCUGAGAGGAGAAAUUAAGAAACCAAUUGAAAAUUAUGUUUUAAUUUGGAGUUUUGAGCCGAUUCGUCACUUGUGACAAGCAGGGAUUUGUUUUUAGUCUGCCACAUCCAAGACCAAGUUAAGAUGUUCAGUUAAGGUGCAGUUCUGUGGCUGAUGCCAGCGUGCAAUCACACCUACAACUUGUUUUCUCUGUUCAAAUCCUUGUGGAAAAGCUAAUAUAAUUUUUUUGUGGGUAAAAAUGACCAUUUACAAGUGAACAUUAGAGACAAUAGAGAUUUAGUCAUCCUAAAUUGGAUAUAUCUGCAGUUUGGGCAACUCAAGACAACCCCCCCCCAUGUACUUUGAUGUUUCUCACAAAAAAUUAAAUGUUCCAAGCUAUGUUCAAGCUAACUUGUUUGGUGUGACUGCACUCUAACAGACAGCUGAAUUCAGUGUCACAAAAGUAUGUGAAAGGAUUUGAAACAAAUAUGUGGACCCAGGUGCACUGCACACUGCUCCGAACCAUAGCCUUCUACUUUAUGCACAUUUAUGACUUCGUUCACUGUACAAACAUGGAAGAGUAAAAGUAUUUAUUUGUAAAUAUGUAUUUUUAAAAAGAGUACUAUUUAUAUGUGAACUUGCACGGUCAUACCUGUGCUGGGAUUAUUUGUCUUGUGGGGUGCACAUGUUCAUUUUGUAGAAGAGAGGAACGGGCUCUAGCUGAUUCUUAUCUGAAAAUAUCUUUUCAGGUUGCUCUUGAAAACUGGGGUAGACAAUUUAUUUCAAAGCAUUUUUUGUUGUAUUUGUGGAAAUUUUGUUUACAUCCCGACAGCAAUCAAUAAAUCAAAUGCUCUGACGCAAAGAUUAAAGAAAUAAAACGGUAUUUGUGGCUGUUGCAGGACUGUAAUUGGCACCUGCCUGUCUACCUGCAUGCACUCUGCACAUCCACUCAUUGCACAUGAAAAUGUGUUUUGGAGGAGUGGCUUUUGAAGGAGGCCUGAUGGGAGUUGUUGGGAUUUUUUUAGGUCGGACACUUUCUAAUUUUAGCAGUUCUUGCUAGUAAUAGUCCCUUGGCACAUUUUACUCCUUCUCUGUGUGAACACGAGUCAUUCACUGACUAACACUACUGUCUCCUCUCUUUCAUUUUCAUCUCAUGUCUUUCUCAAUCGCAGCAAUGUACUUUUAUCUGUGUGUGCCUAAUCAGAUUGCACUCAGAGCUGGUGAUAGUAGUUGAGUUUCAUCAGGUUUUUCUGUACUUCUAAAAGUUCUUGGCUAUGCUGACGUUGCCAUGGCGUUUGCAAAAUAGUCAAACAACUGUAUUAUAAACCAGCUCUGAAAUUGUUCAUGUAUUAUUCAUGUAGAGUUGAAUCUAUCAGGAAGAAAAAUAUCUCAUCAACAUGCUUUGGCUGCUGUGAUCUUAGUUUUGUCUGUUGUUUGUUGAUCUGUGUGUUAUAAGUGUGUAAAUAAAUGUACUGACUGUACUGUGUGUUUGAGUAUCCUGUACUGUAAGUCAGCGAUUUGUGCCUCUUCACUACUACUUCACGCAUUCACAGACUGUUAUUUAAUGUAGGCCUAUGUGUUUGUGAGAAAGUCUUCCUCUGCUACUGUUUGUAGGAUGUGUCUGAAAUCACUCCCUCUAUCACUUAAUGAUACGCUCUCAACAGGUUGCUCUAUCAGGUGCUAUGUGGCAUAACUGUUAUUUACACGCUCAAAAACAACCAUUAUCUGUAUGCUUUGCUGUUUCAGUGCCAGCCAGUGACUUAGAAAGUAAUUAAUCUAAUAAUAUUUACAGGAUGGUGUGAUCAACUACAGCCUUGGUGUCUGUAAUGUGAUGGCUUUUUUAACAUUCCUCUGUGCCACAACAGUGAUGCACCCCAAAUGUUUUUGUUUCACCUGUGUUUAUACUGUACCAGAUAUAAUGUUGUUAAGUAAAGUGUUCAUCAUGUACUAAGA